AUGCGCCGAAGUGAACGGAAGGAGGGCUGUACCGGCGGUGUGGUGCUCUGUCUGCGCAAGUUAGGAUGGAUGACUCAAGGUGUACCUUUCCAAGAGAAAGGUUAUGGGUCUUUUAGUAGUCAAGUGGAGGAGGUGGACAAACCAGGGGUCAAGGUACAAGCGGAACAAGCGCGGCCAGAUCGAACUUACGGUACUAGUAGUGUAUCAAUAAGGGGGUUACCUAGAUGUACAAUGCGGGAACCGUUCAAGCUGACGGGGGGAGGAUUCCCACAACGAACGGGGCGUGAAACGUCACUGUGGGUUGGCGACAUCAUUAGCGCCCAUGCCCGUAGAGAAACACCACGCGGUCCGGUUUCUCUUUUUCGGACUGCCAUGUUAUGUCAAGACAAUCUGGAAUGUACAACGGAUAACACACACGUUAAGGUGCGCUUAAGGUGGACUCCCAAGGGAACUGAAGUGCUGGAGGCGACGGACAAGCGACCCAACCAGUCACUGCCAAUGCAGCAAUCGACACCAAUUGGACCCUCGUCUUGGUUUCGCGUGUUUCCCCAGGAAGAGCUAGCCAUCACUACACUACACUACACUACUUUCUACACGAGGUAUCCUUGGGUGUGGCUUGGCUCCAGCAGCGGGCGUCUGAACCUGUGUCUGUGUCUGUGUUCUGGACUGCGCGUGGAGAACUGUGGAUCCGCGAUGCCCACUUUGCGCGAGCGCCCCAGCAGAGGCGACUCCUCCCUCGCCAAGAGGAACACCACUUCUUCAGCUGCUGCCCCGACCAGGACAACCGCCAGAACCACCCCCAGAACCACGCGACGACAGUCCAGCAACACCAACAGCAAUAUUAUGGCAGCUGCCCCGGCCCGUGACGCGAUCGAGGUACGCGAGUCCAUCGAGGCCAAGGGCGACGUCGAUGACGAUGUAGACAUGGAGGAUGCCGAUGCGAAAGACGACGAGCCACGCAAACCCACCGACAAAGACCAAGAGGCGGACAUGGCCGAUGACCGAGAAGACGACGAGGACGAGGACCACGAUCAGGACGAAGAAGACGAAGAAGAGAGUGAUUCUGCCAAGGAUCUCUUACAGCUAAUCAGAGACACGUCCGAGUACCUGUGUCGGUACACCGUCAAGGUGGAUGGAGAGGACUACGAGAUUGCCUCUGGCUUCCAGAGGUUAGUCAACAAGCGGAGUCUUCCCGAUUACUUUGAGGUUAUCAAGACCCCCAUGGCCUUCAGCACCAUCAGGGGCAAGCUGGGCAAAAAGAGCUACACAAGCUUCAACGAAUUCGUUCAAGACGUGACGCGCAUAUGCCAUAACGCACAAGUAUACAAUAGACCCUCCGCCCCGAUCUUCUCCGAUGCCGGUCGGUUGCUCGAGGUUUUCAAAGAAAAGCUUGCCGAACUCGUCCAGAAGGGGGACAUUACCGAAAAAGACGCCGAGAUCCCCGACUACGGUCCGUUACCCGAGUUUGAAGAUUCGCCAACCCCCGAAGAGGAAGAGGAUGAGGAAGAGGAGGAAGAGGAGGAGGAGGAAUCAGAAUCGGAUGACUCGGAUGCUGUCGACUCGGAUGGGCGGCGCCGGCGUGGACGGAGACGCGGUGGCCGGUCUCGAAGAAGGAAACAAGAUGACGACGAUGAUGAGGCCCAAAAGAAGCACACGAGACCCCUCAAGGUCCUCACGCCGCAAGAGGCCAGGAUACAGGCCCUACUCAAGGGGCUGCGGAAAUUCAAAAACGAAAAUGGCCAUGUGCGCAUCAAUCACUUUCAGAGGCUCCCUGACAAGUCAGAAAGCCCGGGCUACUACGCCGCCGUGCGCAACCCGAUUGCGUUGGAUAUGAUCAUCAGGAAGCACAAGCGUAAAAAGUACCAAAAUCUCGACCAAGUCCUCCAGGACCUGGAACUCAUGUUUGAGAAUGCGAAGCUCUUCCACGAACAGGGGAGUGAAGAGUAUGAAGAUGCGCUUGAACUACAAAAAGAGGCACGCGCCCUCACGGAGCAGGAAAAGGCCAAGCCCGACGAUGACUUUCGCGACGCAGAUGGAAAGCUGCCCUUGGACAGCAUUGAGCACGGAGGCGAGCUGUGGCGAGUGGGUGAUUGGGUUCACAUCCGUAACCCUAACGAUCUUUCCAAGCCCAUAGUCGCGCAGAUCUACCGCAUGUGGUCGGACAAGUCUGGCCAGAAGUGGGUGAAUGCCUGCUGGUUCUAUCGCCCAGAACAGACGGUCCAUCGCUAUGACAAGUUCUUUUACGAGAACGAGGUGGUCAAGACAGGCCAGUAUCGCGACCACCGGAUCGAAGAAGUUGAGGACCGAUGCUUCGUGAUGUUCAUUACCCGCUACCCCAAGGGCCGCCCUCGCGGAUUGCCAUAUAACAAAAUGGUGUACGUCUGCGAGGCACGGUACAACGAAGAGAAAUGCAAGUUCAACAAGGUUAAGACGUGGUCCAGCUGUCUGCCCGAAGAGGUUCGCGACCAGGACUAUGAGAUGGAUCUCUGGCCCGUGCCGCGCACCAUGAGGAAGAUCCCCAGUCCCAUCAAGCAUCUGCUGCAAGCCGACGCCAAAGAGACGGACGACUUGCCGAAACCGACGUGGAGGAGCCCGAAUGCGCCUCCCCUCAUUGGGGCGGUCCAUCGUCGCCCUCGCGAGCCCAAUCCUCACUCUUCACGACUCGACCUAUCCCGCUCUCCCACGCCCGGGUCAUCCCUCGUUUCGUUUCCGUUUGAGACCGAGGCUAGUGCCAGAGUCAACCUUAAGCUGACGACAGAUCUUUCGAACAAGGAGUCGCCUCCGCCAGAAGCUCACCCAAUAUUUAUCGCGCCUGUGCCGCUGGCUAUUGGUCCUGGUCCUGGCUCCGGAUCAUCGCACCGUCAGUCCUUCUCUGGUGGUGUUCCAGGAACACCAACAUUCCAUCCAUCUGUCGCUCCCGCGCCUGGACCUGGUGGACACGUCGCGUUUGGAGGUCAACACUACGUGCAGCAUUUCGCACCACGGCAACAGCAGCAGCAGCAGCAGCAGCAGCCGCCGCCACCCCAGGGUCACGGCAUCGCUCCUCACAUCGUCCAGAUUCACGGUCAUCCGCAGUCGCACCCGCCGCCGCCGAUCCAUCAGUAUCAACCGCAGCUGCAACCACAUCCCCAUCAGGGUCUCCAUCAGCAGCCACUAGGACCCCAGCACCAGCACCAGCCAAUGCCCGGCAUGCCCAUGCACGUGCAGCCCCAUCAUCCCGGGAUGCCCCCGAUGCAGCCAAGCCCCCAUCAUUACCCACAUCAGCAGCCUCCUUCUUACUCGCACCAACAACCUCCUCCGUACCACGGUCCCGGGCCACAACACGUCCCAAUUCCUCAGCCUCCACACCAGCCGCCGCCGCCGCCGCCGCAGCAGCAGCAGCAACAACAUCUUCAACAACAACAACUUCACCAGCCCUACCAGCAAAUUCAAUACAUUCACCACGGCCCCCCGACCACACAAAGCCAGCUCGCUCCGGCGCCGCCUCCCGGGCCCCAGUACGACCCCCAUCACCCACAUUCCAGGCCGGUGCACGCGCACCCGCCGCCACCACCACCACCACCACAACAACAGCCCUUUGGAGUCGGCCCACCGCACCACCCUGGUGUACCCAUAGGCUUGCCGGCAGUGCAUCACUCCCAUUCUCAUCCGCAGCCGUCGCCAAUAGCGCCCAACUUCCCCACGCCCAACAGGCACCACCAGCCACCUCCGAUGGGAACUCCCAUGCAGCAGCACCCGCCAACCAUGCCACAGCAGCUCGCCCCAGGUCCGGCCGCUGGUAAUGCGUACAACGCGCCGCGUGCCCCCGAGGUCUACACCCUUGCCGAGAACAUCGACAGUGAGAUCCCGGAGGAGGUGAAGAAGCAAUUUCAGACGGACGACCAAGGACGUGUCCUCUUUUUCACCGCGCCGCCCCUUAACCGAGCUUCUGUUCGCAAUGGUGGCGUGGCGGAGCAGUACGCUGGAUUGGGUCACAGUGUUCACUGGGAGAGCAUCAAAGCUCGCAAGGAGGAGCGGAGGCGCAAGAGGAAGGAACGGGAUGAGGCGCUGCAGGAAGAGGCAAACAAGCGCAAAGCUGCCAAAACCGCCGAGGCAAAGGCGAAUGGCGAGGGGAAUGAGCACAAAAAGGCACUGAGUCUGCUGGAGGAGGGCAUCCUGCAGUGGUGCGAGCAGAUGCAGAAGGGGACGAGGCAUUUGGAGGAAUUGCUAGGGGGCAGAGACGAGUGGGAAGAGAUGAUGAGGCAAAGUAAGGAGGAGAACAAGGGGCUAACGGAGGCGGAGAUUAGGAAGAAGAGUUUAAGGUGGUGGCUUGAAGAUCAGAUCAAGAAGGGCUUGGUUACGGAGGAGGAAAGGAAACAGUUGGAGGAGGCUUUUCUGGCCGAUGCAAAGGGUUUGACGAGCGUCAAGGCGACGGGGUUGAAGGCUUAGAAACCUUUGAAUCCCAAGCCAAGUUGAGGUUGAGGUCACUUGUAGCAAAGGAACGGAGUAGGUUUGCCGUACUGGAAGCGUUCAAGAUGGAUGGGUUUUUGGUUGGGACGGCGCCGUCUACUUGGGUUAGCCCUGAAGUCUCCUCUGUCAGUACUACUCAGUAGAGGAUAUCUUGGCCAUCACAUGGUUUCAUUUUUAGCCACUGUUCUGCAUGUUGUUUUCUGUUGGGAAUCAAAAAGAAUAUACGGAA
Neurospora tetrasperma FGSC 2508 is the source of this 4678-nucleotide messenger RNA. RefSeq lists its product as uncharacterized. NCBI's taxonomy places the organism in Eukaryota, Fungi, Ascomycota, Sordariomycetes, Sordariales, Sordariaceae. The record is from RefSeq and is a predicted model, not a curated record. Gene Ontology annotation, cellular component: RSC-type complex. The transcript has 12 exons. Gene Ontology annotation, molecular function: protein binding; chromatin binding. Gene Ontology annotation, biological process: chromatin remodeling. Bases 1 to 4428 code for a protein of 1475 amino acids.